Molecule: messenger RNA, 1890 nt
Organism: Prunus armeniaca (apricot)
Lineage: Eukaryota; Viridiplantae; Streptophyta; Magnoliopsida; Rosales; Rosaceae
Source: the annotation of a GenBank genome assembly
AUGGGCUCUUGCAAGUCCCCUCAUGUUGUUCUUCUGCUAUAUGUCUUGGUUUGCUUUGUGUAUCAAUCUUUUGCUAUUGGAGUUGAUACGAACCAGACUGCAAAGCUGCUGGUGGAUGCUUCUGAAGCAUCGGGACGGCCAAUAUCUGAUACACUGUUUGGAAUUUUCUUUGAGGAGAUUAACCAUGCUGGUGCUGGCGGGCUAUGGGCUGAGCUUGUAAGCAAUAGAGGUUUUGAAGCUGGGGGCCCUAACGUUCCUUCCAACAUUGAUCCUUGGUCAAUAAUUGGGACUGAGUCAUCUUUGAUAGUGUCAACGGACCGUUCUUCAUUCUUUGACCGCAACAAGGUUGCACUCCGAAUGGAGGUGCUAUGUGAUAGCCAAGGUGCCAAUAGCUGCCCUGAUGAUGGUGUAGGAAUUUAUAAUCCUGGGUUCUGGGGCAUGAAUAUUGAAAAAGGGAAGAACUACAGUGUUGUUCUUUAUGUCCGCUCAUCUGGAUCGAUCAAUGUGUCCGUAUCAUUGACGGGCUCAGAUGGGUUGCAGAAACUUGCUGCUGCGAGCAUUAUAGCUUCUGGUUCAGAAGUUUCAAACUGGACAAAAUUCGAAGUUAUGUUGGAUGCCCAAGGAACAAAUCCUAAUUCAAGACUGCAAUUGACAACAACCAGAAAGGGUUUAUAUGGUUUGAUCAAGUGCGGCACUUUUGUCGAAGGUGAAUGGCUACGAAAUGCAUUUCGUUGGAAAGAAACAAUUGGACCCUGGGAAGAGAGACCUGGACACUUUGCUGAUGUUUGGAUGUACUGGACUGACGACGGACUUGGUUAUUUUGAGUUUCUCCAACUAGCAGAGGACCUUGGUACAUUGCCAAUAUGGGUAUUUAAUAACGGAAUCAGUCGCAAUGAUGAAGUUGAUACUUCCAGUGUCUUACCAUUUGUACAGGAAGCUCUUGAUGGUCUUGAGUUUGCUAGAGGCAAUCCUAAUUCUACCUGGGGUUCUCUCCGUGCUGCAAUGGGACACCCAGAACCCUUUGACUUGAGAUAUGUUGGUAUUGGGAAUGAGGAUUGCGAAAAAAAGAACUACCGAGGAAAUUACCUUAAGUUCUAUAGUGCUAUAAAACGUGCCUAUCCAGACAUCAAAAUAAUUUCAAACUGUGACGGAUCUUCUCAAAAGUUGGAUCAUCCAGCUGAUUUGUUUGAUUUUCAUUUCUAUGCAGAUGAUGCCAAAAACAUGUUUUCUAUGGCUCAUCAUUUUGAUCAUACAUCACGUAGUGGUCCCAAGGCUUUUGUGAGUGAGUAUGCCGUCACAACAGGAAGUCUUCUAGCAGCACUAGGUGAAGCUGGAUUUCUUAUUGGGCUGGAGAAAAACUGUGAUGUUGUUGAGAUGGCAAGUUAUGCACCACUCUUUGCAAAUGACAAUGGCAGGAACUCGAAAUUCUCUGCAAUUGUCUUUAACUCCUCACAUCUCUAUGGGACUCCUAGCUACUGGAUGCAAAGUCUUUUUAACGAGUCAAGUGGAGCAACUGUUUUCAAUGCAACACUCCAAACAAAUUCGUCUACUAAUCAAGUGGAGCAGCUUCUUGCAUCUGCAAUUUCUUGGAAAAAUUCAGAAAAUGAGAAUAGUUACCUAAGAAUCAAGAUUGUGAACUUCGGAACAGACGCAGUGAAUCUCAAGAUUGUUGUGGACGGGUUGGAGCCGAAUUCCAUUAAUCUGUCUGAGUCGACAAAGACUCUGCUCACGUCAAACAACCCGAUGGAUGGGAAUUCCUUUAAUGAUCCAAAGAAGGUGAUACCGAAAAGGAUUCCACUUGAAAAGGCUUUUAAGGAUGGUGAGGAUGUGGAGGUUGCAAUCUUGCCGUAUUCUCUCACUUCGAUUGAUUUCUUAAUAGAAUCAAGCUAG